ACUACUUCUAUAAAUCCAAAUAAGAUCAUUAACUGUCGUAUUAGCAGCAGCAAGACAUAUAGCAAUGCUUGGACUUGGGGCUUACCAAAGCAGCAGCGAAGAUGAUACAGAAGAUCAGGUAUCAUUACCAAGGUCAGAGAGGGAAAAGAAGGGUCUAAUUAUCACCGAAAGUUCAAAAGGCCUCGAACGGGAAAGAAAUACUAUCACACAUGCCGAGCCUAGUGGACCUGUUCUUGGACCGUUGCAUGCCGAGGAAUCAUCGGUUAUCUCUUCGGGACCUUCAUACAAUAGCACUCGAUCGCCCACUUCAGACCGUGCUCUCAUCCAGGAUUUAACUCUUCCACCAGUUCCGGAUUUAAAUAUACCACCUUCUCCUCCCGGAUCGCCAAAUCCUGCUGCCAAUGCAAAGAUUGAGCAUUUCCUUUCUCUGAAAACGAAGGGUGUGCAUUUCAACGAGAAACUGGCUGGCUCGACAUCCCUUAGGAACCCUAGUUUGCUCAAAAAAUUGAUGUCCCAUGCCGGAAUAACCGAUUCUGCACAAUAUAAUACAUCGAUGCCACUUGAGAUAUGGGACCCGGCAGGUUUACCGACCUGGGGGUUUAAAGAAGAGCUUUUCAAGAGCCAGAAAAACAUUCGCCAAAAAACAGAAGAACAAAGGCUUACGGGGCAACGCGAUUCAAUCAAAUUUGUGUCAAGUGGACACACUUGAUUCUAUAGGAUUCCCUCUUAGCCAUUGGCUGAUUGACUCAGAGAGGUAUUACUGGACGAGUCCAACUUCAGAGAAGCGCAGCAGAUAAAACUAUCACCCAUCUGUUUAAGCGAAGGCUUCUAUGCACAUAGAUGAUUGAUAGAUAGAUAUUACCCAGGGUACUGGAUGAUUGGAAGCAAGCAUUGGACCCAGCAUCAUAAUCUAAUA
Messenger RNA from Penicilliopsis zonata CBS 506.65, 916 nucleotides. RefSeq lists its product as hypothetical. Gene Ontology annotation, cellular component: nucleus. Gene Ontology annotation, biological process: regulation of DNA-templated transcription. The transcript has 4 exons. The coding region runs from base 65 to 709 and encodes 214 amino acids. The record is from RefSeq and is a predicted model, not a curated record. NCBI's taxonomy places the organism in Eukaryota, Fungi, Ascomycota, Eurotiomycetes, Eurotiales, Aspergillaceae.